This is a messenger RNA of Oryzias melastigma (Indian medaka), 1424 nucleotides long. It is a transcript of the gene prpf18, whose product is annotated as PRP18 pre-mRNA processing factor 18 homolog (yeast). The transcript has 11 exons. Gene Ontology annotation, biological process: RNA splicing; generation of catalytic spliceosome for second transesterification step. Gene Ontology annotation, cellular component: U4/U6 x U5 tri-snRNP complex; U5 snRNP; U2-type post-spliceosomal complex. The coding region runs from base 105 to 1157 and encodes 350 amino acids. NCBI's taxonomy places the organism in Eukaryota, Metazoa, Chordata, Actinopteri, Beloniformes, Adrianichthyidae. The record is from RefSeq and is a predicted model, not a curated record.
UUCAGGUUUGCGAUAGCUUCCGGUUCAUUCGACUUCACAACAACUCUGUAUCGUGGAUCACUGUCGCCAAAUAAACCAAGAGUUCCUUAUAUUUAUUCAGUAAAAUGGAUAUACUUAAAGCUGAAAUAGCAAGAAAAAGAAAACUCCUCGAAGAGAAACAGCUUGUUGAUGACUCUAAGAAGUACUUUAAAAGGGCAGAACUUGCACAGAAAGAACAAGAGGACUACUUCAGACGAUGUGGACUUAAGGUGCAGAGAGAGACUCCUGAGAGACAGAUUGAUCAAAAGGAGGAGGACGAGCCGUCCAGCUCAUCCAACCCGGUAUUAGAAUUAGAACUAACAGAGGAGAAGCUGCCAAUGACGCUGUCACGACAGGAGGUGAUUCGGCGGCUUCGAGAACGAGGGGAACCGAUCCGAUUGUUCGGAGAGUCCGACUACGAUGCCUUCCAGAGACUCAGGAAGAUUGAAAUUCUUACACCAGAAGUGAACAAGGGUCUGCGAAACGACUUAAAGGCAGCCAUGGACAAGAUCGACCAGCAGUAUCUGAACGAGAUAGUUGGAGGAACAGAGUCAGGGGAGGUGGACACUCAGCACGACCUGAAAGUUCAUGAAGAGAACACCACUAUUGAGGAGCUGGAGGCUCUUGGAAAAACCCUGGGAACAGGGGAUGACAGUGGAGACCAGGAUGUUAUCCACAAGGUUUUAAGGUUUCUUCUGGGCGUUUGGGCUAAAGAUCUGAACAGUCGAGAAGAUCUGGUGAAGCGCAGCGUUCAGGGAAAGCUGGCCAGUGCCACGCACUCACAGACGGAGUCUUAUCUCAGGCCUUUGUUUCGGAAGCUCAGGAAGAAGAGUUUACCUGCUGACAUCAAAGAGUCAAUCACAGACAUCAUAAAAUUCAUGUUGGAAAGGGAAUAUGUGAAGGCAAAUGACGCAUAUCUUCAGAUGGCUAUUGGUAACGCUCCAUGGCCCAUUGGAGUAACUAUGGUGGGUAUCCACGCUCGUACUGGACGAGAAAAGAUCUUCUCCAAACACGUGGCCCACGUUCUCAAUGAUGAGACACAGAGAAAAUAUAUUCAGGGGCUCAAGAGGCUAAUGACCAUCUGCCAGAAACACUUUCCAACAGAUCCAUCAAAGUGUGUGGAGUACAACGCUCUGUAGCUUUUGACUUUUCCUCUCUGUAAGAUAAAGCUGUCGUGUUUAUGGUAGUUUUCUUUUAGCUCUGCGCUCAACAUUUCCAGGAAAUACUUUAAUUUUUUUCAGGAAGGAUUACCAUGUACAUGUGCUUUUCUUAGUGUAGUGCUGUGGGAAAAUACUGACUCUCAAUAGGGUUAAGGAUUGGUGAACCUCAGUGUCACAUGGUCAGAAGUGUUUUAUCCACAAACUUUAAUACACACAUAAUAAACAUCCAAAGUUUUCCAAAAACAA